UCAGGAAAUGUGAGCGGGGCUGAUGGAAGCUGAUAGGCAGGGCUGGAGUGUGAGCCCCAGCACUGGAUGUGACAGCAGCGGGCAGAGGAGCACUUAGCAGCUUAUUCAGUGUCCGAUUCGGAUUCCGGCAAAGAUCCAAGUAUGGAAUGGUGCCGUCGGGCAGCUCCUGGCACACCGCUGCUCUUUCUGGCUUUCCUACUCCUGAGUUCCAGGACUGCACGCUCCGAGGAAGACCGUGAAGGCCUCUGGGAUGCCUGGGGCCCUUGGAGUGAGUGUUCCCGAACCUGUGGAGGAGGUGCCUCCUAUUCCCUGAGACGCUGCCUGAGCAGCAAGAGCUGUGAAGGAAGAAAUAUUCGAUACAGAACAUGCAGUAAUGUGGACUGCCCACCAGAAGCAGGUGAUUUCCGAGCUCAGCAGUGUUCUGCUCAUAAUGACGUCAAGUACCAUGGCCAGUUUUAUGAAUGGCUUCCUGUAUCUAAUGAUCCUGACAACCCAUGUUCACUCAAGUGCCAAGCAAAAGGAACCAGCCUGGUUGUCGAAUUAGCACCGAAGGUCUUAGAUGGUACACGAUGCUAUACAGAAUCACUGGAUAUGUGCAUCAGUGGCCUAUGCCAAAUUGUUGGCUGUGAUCACCAGCUGGGAAGCACUGUCAAGGAGGAUAACUGUGGAGUCUGCAACGGAGAUGGGUCCACCUGCCGGCUGGUCCGAGGGCAGUAUAAAUCUCAGCUCUCUGCAAGUAAAUCGGAUGACACCGUGGUUGCCAUUCCUUACGGCAGCAGACACAUCCGCCUUGUCUUAAAGGGGCCAGAUCAUUUGUAUCUGGAAACCAAGACGCUCCAGGGAACUAAAGGUGAAAACAGUCUGAGCUCUACAGGCACAUUCCUUGUGGACAAUUCUACAGUGGACUUCCAGAAACUUCCAGACAAAGAAAUACUGAGGAUGGCUGGGCCACUGACAGCAGAUUUCAUCAUCAAGAUCCAUGACUCGGGACCUGCAGACAGCACAGUCCAGUUCAUCUUCUACCAGCCUAUCAUCCACCGAUGGAGGGAAACAGACUUCUUUCCUUGCUCAGCAACGUGUGGUGGAGGUUACCAGCUGACGUCUGCCGAGUGCUAUGAUCUCCGGAGUAGCCGUGUGGUGGCUGACCAGUACUGUCACUACUACCCUGAAAACGUCAAGCCCAAACCCAAGCUUCAGGAGUGCAACUUGGAUCCUUGUCCAGCCAGUGACGGAUACAAGCAGAUCAUGCCUUAUGACCUCUACCAUCCCCUUCCUCGGUGGGAGGCCACCCCGUGGACCGCGUGCUCCUCCUCGUGUGGGGGGGGCAUCCAGAGCCGGGCAGUUUCCUGUGUGGAGGAGGACAUCCAGGGGCAUGUCACUGCAGUGGAAGAGUGGAAAUGCAUGUACACCCCUAAGAUGGCCAUCGUACAGCCCUGCAACAUUUUUGACUGCCCUAAAUGGCUGGCACAGGAGUGGUCUCCGUGCACAGUGACCUGUGGCCAGGGCCUCAGAUACCGUGUGGUGCUCUGUAUUGACCACCGAGGAAUGCACACAGGAGGCUGCAGCAUGAAAACAAAGCCCCACAUAAAAGAAGAAUGCAUCAUUCCCACACCCUGCUACAAGCCCAGAGAGAAACUUCCAAUAGAGGCCAAGCUGCCAUGGUUCAAGCAAGCCCAGGAGCUAGAGGAAGGAGCUGCUGUGUCUGAAGAGCCUUCGUUCAUUCCAGAAGCUUGGUCUGCCUGUACUGUCACCUGUGGUGUGGGAACCCAGGUGCGAAUAAUAAGAUGCCAGGUGCUCCUGCCUUUCUCUCAGUCUGUGGCUGACCUGCCUGCGGAUGAAUGCGAAGGGCCCAAGCCAGCAUCACAACGCGCCUGUUAUGCGGGACCGUGCAACGGAGAAACUCCUGAAUUUAACCCAGAUAAUGGAGACAGACUCUUGGGUGGCCUGCAGGACCUGGAUGAGCUGUAUGACUGGGAAUAUGAGGGCUUCACCAAGUGCUCUGAGUCAUGUGGAGGAGGUGUCCAGGAGGCUGUGGUAAGCUGCCUGAACAAACAGACCCGGGAGGUUGCUGAUGAGAACCUGUGUGUGACCAGCCGACGGCCCCCACAGCUCCUGAAAUCCUGUAACUUGGAUCCCUGCCCAGCAAGGUGGGAAAUUGGCAAGUGGAGUCCAUGCAGCCUCACCUGUGGGGUUGGCCUGCAAACCAGAGAUGUUGUCUGCUCCCACCUACUCUCCAGAGAGAUGAACGAGGUGGUUGUCCUGGCUGAUGAACUGUGCCAUCACCCCAAACCUAGCACAGUGCAAGCUUGCAACCGCUUCAAUUGCCCCCCAACCUGGUACCCUGCACAAUGGCAGCUGUGUUCUAGAACCUGUGGAGGAGGGAUUCAGAAACGUGACGUUCUUUGCAAGCAGCGUAUGGCUGAUGGCAGCUUCCUGGAGCUUCCAGAGACUUUUUGUUCAGCCUCCAAACCAACCUCCCAGCAAGUGUGCAAGAAAGAUGAUUGCCCCAGUGAGUGGCUUCUCUCAGACUGGUCAGAGUGCUCUGUGAGCUGUGGGGAGGGCACCCAGACUCGAAGUGCCAUUUGCCAGAGGGUGCUGAAAACCGGGGUCUCCACUGUUGUCAAUUCCACUCUGUGCCCUCCCCUGCCCUUCUCUUCCUCCAUCAGACCCUGUAUGCUGGCCACCUGUGCAAGGCCUGGAAGGCCUUCCACCAAACACAGCCCUCACAUCGCAGCUGCACGAAACAUAUACAUCCAGACCCGCAGGCAGAGGAAGCUGCACUUCGUUGUAGGAGGAUUUGCUUACUUGCUUCCCAAGACUACCGUGGUGCUUCGGUGUCCCACCCGCAGAUUCCGCAAGCCCCUCAUCACCUGGGAGAAGGACGGCCAGCACAGCAUCAGCUCCGCUCAUGUCACCGUGGCCCCUUUUGGCUACCUGAAGAUCCAUCGCCUCAAGCCCUCAGAUGCAGGCAUCUACACCUGUUCUGCAGGGCCCGCCCGGGAGCAGUUUGUGAUUAAGCUCAUUGGAGGCAACCACAAGCUCGUGGCCAGGCCCCUGAGCCUUUGGAGUGAGGAAGAGGAGGCCUUGCAGGUGAGGAAGGCUAAUCCAAAGGAGGCCUUGCAAACCCACAAACACCAAAAUGGCAUCUUCUCCAACGGCAGCAAAGCUGAGAAGCGUGGCCUCACUGCAGAUCCUGGAAACCGCUAUGAUGACAUUGUGUCUAGGUUGUUGGAGCAGGGCGGCUGGCCAGGAGAGCUCCUGGCCUCAUGGGAUGUACAGGACUCUGCAGAAAGGAACGCAUCCUCAGAAGAGGAUCCCAGUGCUGAACAGGCCCUCCUACAUCUCCCCUUCACCAUGGUGGCCGAGCAGAAGCGUCUGGAUGACAUCCUCAGGAACCUGUCCCAGCAGCCAGAGGAGCUACGGGACCUCUACAGCAAGCACCUGGUGGCCCAGCUGGCCCAAGACAUCUUCCGAAGCCAUCUGGAAAACCAGGAUAUGCUUCACAAGCCCUCUGAGCAGAGGUUUCCUCCCAUGGCUAUCCCACCUCACAAACAUGUUUCUAGCUUCAGCAGCUCCCUAAGGAGCUCCUCUGGAGAGGCUGGGGGUGGCUCCCGCAGACCUCAUCGCAAGCCCACCAUCUUGCGGAAGAUCUCAGCAGCACAACAACUCUCAGCCUCCGAGGUAGUCACCCACCUAGGGCAGACUGUGGCACUAGCCAGCGGAACCCUGAGUGUGCUUCUGCACUGUGAGGCGGUAGGCAACCCAAGACCCGCCAUCCACUGGACCAGGAACGGAGAAGCUGUUCAGUUCAGUGACAGGAUUCUUCUACAGCCAGAUGAUUCCUUACAGAUCUUGGCACCAGUGGAAGCUGAUGUGGGUUUCUAUACUUGCAAUGCCACAAAUGCCUUGGGAUAUGACUCUGUCUCCAUUGCUGUCACAUUAGCAGGAAAGCCACUAGUGAAAACAUCCCGACUGACUAUGCUCAACACCGAGAAGCCUACAGUCACUGUGGAUAUUGGCAGCACCAUCAGAACCAUUAAAGGAGUGAAUGUGACAAUUCACUGCCAAGUGGCAGGUGUACCUGAAGCUGAAGUCACUUGGUUCAGAAAUAAAAGCAAAUUGAGUUCCUCCCAGCAUCUGCACGAGGGCUCCUUGCUCCUCACAAAUGUGUCCUUCUCUGACCAAGGCCUGUAUUCCUGCAGGGCAGCCAAUGUUCACGGAGAACAGACAGAGAGUACACAGCUCCUGAUUCUAGAUCCCCCCCAAGUCCCCACACAGUUGGAAGACAUCAGGGCCUUGCUCUUAGCCACUGGACCGAACCUUCCUUCGGUGCUUAUGUCCCCUCUGGGAACACAGCUGGUCCUGGAUCCUGGGAAUUCCGCUCUCCUUGGCUGCCCCAUCAAAGGUCACCCCACCCCCAAUAUCACCUGGUUCCAAAAUGGCCAGCCAAUUGCCACUGCCCCAGAGCUGACCCACCACAUCUGGGGAGCUGGACAGAUCCUCCGUGUUGCCAAUCUCAGUGGAGGACCUCAAGGGGAGUUCAGCUGCCUGGCUCAGAAUGAAGCAGGGACACUCGUGCAGAAAGCGUCUUUGGUGAUCCAAGAUUACUGGUGGUCUGUGGAUAGACUGACCACCUGUUCAGCAUCUUGUGGUAAUAGAGGUGUUCAUCAGCCGCGCCUCAGGUGUUUACUGAACAACACAGAGGUUGACCCUGAGCACUGUGCAGGAAAGCCUCGGCCCGCUGUGCAGCCUGUCGCCUGCAACCGGAGAGACUGUCCUUCUCGAUGGAUGGUGACAUCCUGGUCCGCCUGUACCCGGAGUUGUGGUGGAGGUGUUCAGACCCGCAGGGUGACCUGUCAGAAGUUGAAAGCUUCUGGUAUUUCCACCCCAGUGUCCAAUGACAUGUGCACCCAACUGGCCAAACGGCCUGUGGACACCCAAGCCUGCAAUCAGCAGCUGUGUGUGGAAUGGGCUUUCUCCAGCUGGGGCCAGUGCAAUGGGCCUUGCAUAGGCCCUCGCCUCGCUGUGCAGCACAGACAGGUCUUCUGCCAGACCCGGGAUGGCAUCACCUUACCAUCAGAGCAGUGCAGUGCCCUCCCCAGGCCUGUGAGCACCCAAAACUGCUGGUCAGAGGCCUGCAGUGUACACUGGAGGGUCAGCCUCUGGACCCUGUGCACAGCAACCUGUGGCAAUUAUGGCUUCCAGUCCCGGCGGGUGGAGUGUGUUCACGUGCGCACUAACAAGGCUGUGCCUGAGCACCUGUGUUCCUGGGGGCCCCGACCCGCCAACUGGCAACGCUGCAACAUCACUCCGUGUGAAAACACUGAGUGCAGAGACACCACCAGGUACUGCGAGAAGGUGAGACAGUUGAAACUCUGCCAGCUCGGCCAGUUCCGAUCCCGCUGCUGUGGAACGUGUGGCAAAGCAUGAAGACAGGGCACAGGGAUGAACUCUACCCUGGCCACACAGAGGACUCAUACAACCACCUUGGACAUGACUUACGCUUUCUCCCUUUUAUUUAUUUAUUUUCCCCUCCCCACACACCCAUGUCCACCUGCACCCAUGCUCCUGGGGACCUUGGCGUGUUUUCUUAUUCAGUUAGCUGGAAGCAAGUGUUGAGAACAUUAAAAGAGAUGUCUAAAGGAGGGUUGCAGAGCAGGCCAGGCAGACAGCAGCUCCCUUGCAGAGCUGGCUUCUUCCCGAUCUCGGUCUGCAGAGACACAGGAAGAGCAAGCCAUAACUAUAGGGACAGCCAGGAGUUUAUAACACAUAGGUACAGGCACAGGCCAACCAGGAGUGCCAUUCCUUUGUUCCCUGGUGGUUAGAACAGGGGAGCAGCAUACUAGAGCAGAAACCAGGUUAGAAUUCAGUUCUUCUGAUGGCAGGGUGGGAAACCAAGAAGAGAUCUGAGCUGUGCACAGGUGAGUUAUGUCAAAAGAGACAAGCAAAAUAGGCAGAAGGCAUACAGUUAUGGAGAAGACAGAGGCUGGGAAGAGAGAGGGAAGGGAAGCUUGUGUGUGCUCCUCAGUGAGAGGAGCUUGCAGGCAGGACAGAUUGUUCAAGCAGCCACAUGAGACCCGUAGGACAAACCUGUGCCCUGGCACAUAUGUACAGUCCUGUAGGUUCAACAGAGGUGAGGAAGGGUAUUCAGUGUCCUCUCAGGUCACCCUGACAGGUGUGCCCUCAUGCGAUUAUACAAGUGUCUCUACUCCCUCUUUCUAUCAAGUGACUUUUGUGUCUGCAGCUGUGGAAAACACAAGGGGUCUGGGUCUGGCUGUGUAGUAAGGUUGCCUCUGGCAUCUCCUUACCAAAAUCAAGGGUCACUAGCCCUGAACUAACUGCUGCAGUAGGCCAAGGGCAUUUGAGGAUGAGUACUCUUGGUUUUCCAUCUGAAUGACUUUGCUGCCCCUUGUUGGGCCAGAGACUGGAAUCAUUGCUCACAAAGGAUUCAUUAAGCAACCUGUUUGCUGACAAACAUCUAUAGGGUGUUGGAACCUUUGCCAGAGAUCGGGAGAGGACAGAGGGGUCAUGCACGCCCUCAGCCUGCCUUCCUCUCCCAGCCAUCAUGCAUUGGGCCUGGAAGCCCUCCUGAACCACAGAAGAGCUGCUAUGCGUCCUAUUUGUGCAGCAGGCUGGGAGUAGGGAGCAUGAUAAGGUGCUAUGGCAAAGCCAGAAGAUAGCUAAAGACUCACAAGACAGCCCUUGAAAGCUUUGUAACCAUCCUCCCAACUACACAAAUACUAUGGUAAUUAGCACACCAGACUGGGUGAAUGGACCACUCAGCAGGCUAAGCAGCACACACAAUUCAGCAACACGCAUCAGCUAUGGCUAUGACUAAAACAGAAGCCCUUGGCAAAUCCUCAGUCUGCAGAGAAGCUUCGACAGUGAUAUUUGCUUCCUUCCUGAGCGGCCUUAGUUUAGCAGAUGAGGCAGGCAGAGCCCAGUAGCCAUCAGAGAAGCUGCCCCUCACAAACACACUCACCAAAUGCUAUCAUCCCAGGGCCACCACUGACAGCGGGGCUGCAUUUCCCAGCCAGCCUGGAAGUUAAGUUUGGAAGAUGAUGUUAAUCUGUGUCUUCUUAGGUGUGCUAUGGACAGUUAGGGUAGGCCUCUUCCUCAUCACAAAAAUAGGCUCUAAGAAAUUGUGUUAUUAAAAGUCAGUGUAAUGUUUAUUUAAAAUUAAAGAGAGUGUUUCUAUGUAUAUCUUUUGUGAAUAUUUAUUAGGAUUUCUUGUAUUAAAAAGUGCAAUAUUAGUAAUUGUACAUUGUCAUCCAGAAAAAUAACUCUUUGGGGGAUUUUUAUUAACUUCCUGCAGCUGUGUUCCUAAAAACUCUGUGGCGAUAAUUGUAUUCUUCCUAAUUUUAAAAGAAACAAAACAGAUGUUUAACUCUGAUCCACUGUAUACGGAGAACCUUGUAAAACCUAAUGUGGGAUUGGGGGAGAGCAAUAGGGCCGAUUCAUUUGUGACACUAGUUAUACAUGAAAUGAACACAAAUUCUGUAAUACUAAUACAGUUGAUUAGUUCAGUAGCUAUGAAAAAUUGGUGGUCAGUGUUUGAAUUUUCUAAAAAGCAGGCAUCUUCCAGCUCUGCCACCAUCCGAAUGUGAGGUUGGAAGUGCCUUUCAGAAGAAGUUGGAGAGCUUAGGUUUGGAGUGGAAAGCAGUGUGCUUCCUUGCAUGACAUGAAUGUACAUUUAAUAUUUGUUCUGUGAAUUGUGACUCAGCAGUACCACAAAUUAUCGGGGCUGCUGGAUAAUGUGGAAGGAGACACUUCCUCCUCUAAAACACAAAACUGUAUUUAUAUUUUUUGUACAGAUAAUACAGCUUAUUUAUUUAAA
Messenger RNA from Arvicanthis niloticus (Nile rat), 7837 nucleotides. The record is from RefSeq and is a predicted model, not a curated record. NCBI's taxonomy places the organism in Eukaryota, Metazoa, Chordata, Mammalia, Rodentia, Muridae.